Molecule: messenger RNA, 869 nt
Organism: Momordica charantia (bitter melon)
Lineage: Eukaryota; Viridiplantae; Streptophyta; Magnoliopsida; Cucurbitales; Cucurbitaceae
Product: sulfate adenylyltransferase subunit
Source: RefSeq, a predicted model, not a curated record
AUUAGUGGAGAGAGUAGCCAAAACCAAAACCCAGCGGCCAGCGCCUCCUCCCUGUUGCCGGGAGAUGCUAAAACCAUGCUUCGGAUUCUCAAUCUAACCCCGCCGCCGCCGACCUCGAUUCCUGAUGAGUCAACUCGCUCCGGCGUCCCUUCAAUUCGCCCUCGGAAUUCAGCACACAAUUGGGCGCGUUUACAGGCCAAGCUCAAGUGCAACGCCAGAUUCUCUUGCCUUUUCUCCGACAAUCGAAGAGAGGAACAGGCAAGGAAGGCAUUAGAAAGUGCACUUGGGGAAAAGAAAAACGAAUUUGAGAAAUGGAACAACGAAAUAAAGAAAAGAGAGGAGAUGGGUGGCGGAGGCAGCGGUGGACAGGGAGGUUGGUUCGGAUCAGGUGGAUGGUUCGGUUGGUCCGAUGACCAUUUCUGGCCAGAAGCACAACAGACCAGUCUUGCUGUUUUAGGUAUAAUUGUCAUGUACCUCAUAGUUGCAAAGGGUGAACUGUUGCUUGCCGUUAUUUUCAACCCACUGCUGUAUGCUUUACGAGGAACAAGGAAUGGAUUGACUUUCAUUACUUCAAAAAUUUUGAGAAAGAGCUCUGCUGGAAAUUAUGCUGAGUUUGAUGAGAUUUCAAACAGAGAAGUUUCUGGCCAUGUCUCUGCUAAAGAGAAAGUUGCAAGAAAAUGGGGGAGCGAUUGAUCAUUCCACUUCUCAUUUACUUUUGAUCUUCAUGUUUCAACAAUCCAAUAUGUUGCUGUGUAAUUUUUUAUAGAAUGUUUGGCUCCUAGAAUUAGCAGUUCUUGUUUUGUGCUGAUUUCUUAGAGAAAAUUUUGAGUUACUCGAAUUCACAUUUAACUCAUUAUUUUCAUAUGAUA